GCUACGUCUACGACAAGCGACAACGGGAGCAAAGAAGAUCUUCUGAAAGAGGAAAAUGAUGCAAGACAAGAAUUCUUAGCAGCUAGUCCAGUCGGAUAUGAGGAGAAAGGCAGUGAUGAAAGACCUGUGGAUGAGAGUAGAGCCGAGAAGUCGAGCGCUGAGUCAUCGUCAAAUACAGAGGACAGUAGCCGGAGUAGAACGACCGACUCCGCAGAAGAUGUAGGCACACUUCAUUGUGACCAAUUCGCAUGGUUUUAG
Molecule: messenger RNA, 258 nt
Organism: Anisakis simplex (herring worm)
Lineage: Eukaryota; Metazoa; Nematoda; Chromadorea; Rhabditida; Anisakidae
Source: the annotation of a GenBank genome assembly